Molecule: messenger RNA, 822 nt
Organism: Prunus persica (peach)
Lineage: Eukaryota; Viridiplantae; Streptophyta; Magnoliopsida; Rosales; Rosaceae
Exons: 7
Coding region: 1-822 (273 amino acids)
Source: RefSeq, a predicted model, not a curated record
AUGGCUUGUAACCAUUUCAAUGGUAGCGCAGCGCACACAGUUUGCAGCCUCGACAUAAAAGUGAAGAUGGAGAUCAAUGUCACAGUUUUAUAUCAAAUCAAGCAGGAAAUUCCAAUGCUGCGGCUUACAAAACUAAGAAGGGUACGUGUGCCAUUUUCUUCUUUGAAGCCGAUAUUUCGAGCAAGAACUGUAUCAGAUGCACCACCUUUUGACCCCAGCAAUAUUGUGUCAUUGCAGCAGCUCAUGUUUAACAAGUUUGAAUUUGAUGGGAAACUGAAUCUCACUUUUGUGGAAGGGGCAUUUAAGCUCCCAUUAUCAAGCAUACAAGCAUAUCUAAAAGAGCCUAUUACUCCCAGGUUCGUACACGUAGGGUCUGCAGGAGUUACCCGACCUGACAGGCCUGGACUUGAUCUAAGUAAACAACCUCCUGCUGUUCUCUUAAACAAGGAAUUGGAUUUUAUCCUGACAUUCCAGUUGAAGGGGGAGGAUUUAACAAGGGAAAGUGGAAUACCAUAUACAAUUGUGAGGCCUUGUGCAUUAACUGAGGAGCCUGCCGGAGCAGAUCACAUUUUUGACCAAGGAGACAAUGUAACGGGUAAGGUAUCAAGAGAGGAGGUUGCUCAGAUUUGUUUUGCUGCGUUGGAAAGCCCCUAUGCAUCUGGCAAGACAUUUAAGGUUAAAAGUGUUGUGCCAUUUAGUGAGCCAUUUACAGUGGACCCUCAAAGUCCACCCCCCGAGAAGGACUACAAUGUUUACUUUAAAACUUUGAAAGAUGGGCUUAUAGGAAAGGAAAUCCUGGAGCAAGAUCCUGUACCAGUGUAA